Molecule: messenger RNA, 396 nt
Organism: Cornus florida
Lineage: Eukaryota; Viridiplantae; Streptophyta; Magnoliopsida; Cornales; Cornaceae
Exons: 4
Coding region: 1-396 (131 amino acids)
Source: RefSeq, a predicted model, not a curated record
AUGGUGUCGGCAAAUAAGGAAAUGGUGGUUUAUUGUUUCGACACCCUCAUCGCUCACUACAACACCACUCAAGCCCCUCCUCCUGCUUUUGAUGACGCUCAACAUCCGUUGUUUGUUACUCGGAAGAAAGUGGUUAAUGGUGGGGAGCGUCGACUACGUGGAUGUAUUGGAACUCUGGAAGCUCGCUACUUAAUUGAUGGUUUCAAGGACUAUGCGCUAACAAGUGCUCUGAGGGACCGCCGUUUCCCUCCCAUACAGGCUAAGGAGUUGCCUUAUUUGAAAUGUACAGUGUCUAUUCUGACUGAUUAUGAAACUGCUCUCCACUGCCUCGAUUGGGAGCCACAAUCCGAGGGCCAAAAUGCCCAACAAGUUGACCUGCACAAUGCGAUGCGUUGA